Molecule: messenger RNA, 318 nt
Organism: Spathaspora passalidarum NRRL Y-27907
Lineage: Eukaryota; Fungi; Ascomycota; Pichiomycetes; Serinales; Debaryomycetaceae
Exons: 1
Coding region: 1-318 (105 amino acids)
Biological process (GO): base-excision repair; double-strand break repair via homologous recombination; mismatch repair
Cellular component (GO): site of double-strand break; nucleus; DNA replication factor A complex
Molecular function (GO): damaged DNA binding; single-stranded DNA binding
Source: RefSeq, a predicted model, not a curated record
AUGGAAAACAUAAAAGUCGACAGCACUUUACUCGCUAGCAAUCAAAACAAAGUGGUUAGUUUGUUUGGUAAAUGUGAAUCAUAUGACCAAUCAUCCAACACUGCUAUAGUCAUAAGCAAUGGUCCUGUUAAAUUAGAACUUCCAGAAGGAGAGCCAAUAACAAUCAAUAAGAACUAUGAAAUUAUUGGUAAAGCCACGGGAGACUCUUCAGUUCGCGUGUUUUCAGUAACUGAAUUAACUGAUAAUUUCAACCUCGAUUUGGCGCACAAGUUAGUCCAUUAUACUCAUAAAGUUCCCGAAUUAUUCUAUACUUCUUAA